Molecule: messenger RNA, 5206 nt
Organism: Nycticebus coucang (slow loris)
Lineage: Eukaryota; Metazoa; Chordata; Mammalia; Primates; Lorisidae
Gene: BIRC3
Product: baculoviral IAP repeat containing 3
Exons: 9
Coding region: 2911-4725 (604 amino acids)
Biological process (GO): regulation of cell cycle; positive regulation of protein ubiquitination; negative regulation of apoptotic process
Cellular component (GO): nucleus; cytoplasm
Molecular function (GO): ubiquitin protein ligase activity; cysteine-type endopeptidase inhibitor activity involved in apoptotic process
Source: RefSeq, a predicted model, not a curated record
UUCGGGGUCAUGGAAAUCCCCCGGCGGGUUUGCCAGGCCGCCAACUAAGCGGAAGUGUGAGUGGGUUUUGCCCCUGGAGUUCCCCUAAGUUCUAGAAGGAAAGCACCAGCGCCAUGCAAAGCGCGGGGAGUGGCGCCGCCCGGACUGUGCGCAGCCCGGGGCUUUAAAAGGCCGCGCGAGAGUCGCGCCCGCACGGGACAAGCCCCGCGACAAGCGUCCCUUGGGAAGAUUCGCCCUCGCCGGUGCGCGCCGGCCUCCGGGCAGCAGGUGGGCGACGAGGGCCGCGCUGGGCGAGCUCGUGCGCACGCGCAGAUUUAUAAAGGAGACGACCUUCUUCUAGUUUUUUUUUCUGUUUCUUCUGUAGUUCACAACAUCCAAAAUGGAAGCCUAAAAUCCUUAAAAGGGACUUAGUCUAAUCUCGGGAGGUAGUUUUGUGCAUGAAUAACCAAAUUAAUUGUUAGCUAGUGAUUUGCUCUACUAUCCAAAGAAAGUUAAUUAAAAAAAAAUACAGUCUAGUUAAAUGAACUGUAACUGUAAAGCAUUUGAUUUUGGAUUUGAUUUGUGGAAAUACAGAAGUGAUUAUAGCUCAGAAAUAUUACUGAAGCACUUUUUUCCAAGAUAGAUAGGCAGUCUACCACUGGCUGCUGUGUGUAAUAUAAAACUGUACCUGUGUUUGACAAAGAUUUAAAAAUGAGUGACAAUCAUCUAGAACAAAGAGUUAAUAUUCAAUCUACUGCAAAAUUAGAGAAAUAUGCAGAUAAAACCUAUGACAUGUUAAAAGACUUAUGCAAUGACAAAGAAUCUCAAGAACAAACCUUUUCAUUAGAGACAACAAAUUUAAAAUACAACAAAGAUAAAUGUGAUGAAUGGUGAAGAAAUCACCUACUCAUUUACAAGAUCAUUGAUAUUUUCAAAGCCUAAAAUUUAGUAUGUUCAAAUGGUCUAUUAUCUCCGAGAAUGAUGAGAAUGUGAAUGGUGGCUGAAUGGCAACAUUUUUGUAACUGAAAAUUCAUACAAGGACAAUGAUGAAUACAGAGAUUAUUGUAACAGUAUAUAAACUUUUUGGCCAGUGAAAGGAAUAAUGAAGUUAGAAGACCCAAUAACUUAACCUUUGAGGGAAAUACUCAGUGGUAAUGAGUUGCGAUAGUUCUCUUGCCACCUUGAAACAAAGGGUUGAAGUCUGCAGUAGAAAACCCCAACAUCUGUGAGAUCCAGAAAAUCUUGCUUGCAAAUCUCUAGUGGAAAACUGCAAGGACUUGUUUACUGGUCUUUGGCAGUGUCGCCAACACAGAGCCUCUUUCCUAAUGGCUAGUAAGACAUAAUGGAGAAAUUCCGAUUUUGAGAAGAUCUCUACUAUGCAAAUGGUAAGGUUAAUUUAUCUAUUUUUUUAUUUUGUCAUCACAAAUUCUGGUUCAAAUCUAUGCCGGUGUAUGCUUGGCACUUGGUGACUCUUGACUUUUCUAAAAAAUAAAUUUAUUUUCAUAAGAGAAAAUUUUAUGUUGGCUCUAGAAACAGAAAAAAAAAUUCAAAAGUGUUUUUAGCAGGUGAUUGAGUAACUCUACAAUGUUCUUUGAAGGAGACAAAAAUAAAAAAGACUUUGAAAGUUUCAUUAUUUCAUAGCUGUAUCUAAAUUAUCUUAAGAAUUUUUUAAACCAGGAAACAUAAUGUGUAUCAUGAUUCUGUUUUUCUAAAAAUAAUCUGAAUACAGUAAUGAAGUUCUACUUUGCUGUUAGCAGUGUGGCAGAAUCUCUAUUUGUAGCUCCUAUUAUCUACUAUAAUCAUAAAGGACAUUUCUGAGUUCUAGCCAAUUAUAUUAUCAGAAUGAAAAUACUGUAACAUUGAAUAACUUCAACAGCGUGAAGCUGAGUCCAAAAGACAAAAUUAACCAAUAAAUUAAUCUCUAAUAAUUUAUUUAAAUAGAAUGUUUAAUUUUUUAAGAUCACUGUGACUAAACGAAACCAUGUUCCUACUGACCUCUACGGAAGUUACUAUUACUUACUAAAUCUUUUUUUAAAUUUAAUUAAUGAUCUCUAAAAUUUUUCACAGCUACUUAAUAAAUCUUGAAAUCAAGUUUUAAGAUAUGUCAGCCAAUUCUGUUGCUACUUAAGCUCUUUGUUUUGAGGGAAAGCAAUAGAUUUUUUUUCUCUGUGUUAAAAUGAUUGUAGGAAAACAAGUAAUAAUUUGGAAAAAAUUGGGGGUAUGCCAUAUUUCACUGAAUCUAAGAUGUCAUCAAUUAUAAAUCACACCAGUAUUUUAUGUACCUCUAAGAAAAAUGUAACAAUGCUGCUAAUUAAAAAUGAUAUGCCAUUAAUUAUAAGCUACCUCUCAAUAACAAAGUUAUUCAAACAGGCAUCUUACGAUCAGUGAAAUACGGUAAUGCCUUGUUUUCCCCUUUUGAGAUAGGUCUUACACUGUUUUUUUCUGGCUACCAAAACUUCACAAUUUCCAAAAAGCAAAAUAAACAUGAUUUGACUAUUUUUGCUGUGGGGGUGCCUGUGGAGCAUAGCUCCCCAUUUUAUCUCUGGGUUGGCUGAGUCCCACUGCAGUAUUCUUGUGGCCUGGAGAAGGUGACCAACCUAGGAGACGCUUGACACUCAAGGGCCUCCUGACCACCUAAAACACUGUAGGUUCUAUGGAGGGUUGAUUUUCGCCACAGGUUUACAGUGUGUGUAUAAAGAUGGUACAAAGCCGCGACUGGCGCAGACUCCCCCUUUUAGAUUCCCCUCUUCAGACGUGUUGGCGCAGGAUUUAAAAUCUCUGCAGGCUUAAACCCUAAAUGCCUAGUAGAAAAAAGAUGAAAGUUUCUCAUUCUAAGUGUUCCACUUAGUACUAAAACUAAUAAAAGCAAAAGCCAUGCACAAAACUACCUCCCCAGAGAAAGGCUAGUCCCUUCCCCCCAUCCAUUUCACUAUGAACAUAGUAGAAAAUAGUACAUUCUUAUCAAAUUUGAUGAAAAGCGCCAACGUGUUUGAAUUGAAGUAUGACUUUUCAUGUGAACUGUACAGAAUGUCUACAUAUUCGACUUUCCCCGCCGGUGUUCCUGUCUCAGAAAGGAGUCUUGCUCGAGCUGGUUUUUAUUACACGGGUGUGAAUGACAAGGUCAAAUGCUUCUGUUGCGGCCUGAUGUUGGAUAACUGGAAACGAGGAGACAAUCCUAUUGAAAAGCAUAAAAAGUUGUAUCCUAGCUGCAGUUUUGUUCGGAAUCUAAGUUCACCGAACCAUGUGGAAGCUACUUUUCAGCCUACUUUUCCUUCUUCAGUAACAAAUCCGACACAUUCUUUACUUCCAAGUUGGGAAAACAGUGGCUAUCUCAGUGGCUCGUAUGCAAGCUUUCCAUCAAGUCCUGUGAACUCCACAGCAAAUCAAGACCUUUCUGCUUUGAGGACAAGUCCCUCUCACUGUUCCAUGAAUACUGAAAAGGCCAGAUUGCUCACUUACCAGAUGUGGCCGUUGACCUUUCUGUCACCAAGAGAUCUGGCAAAAGCAGGCUUUUACUACAUUGGACCUGGAGAUAGAGUAGCUUGUUUUGCCUGUGGUGGAAAAUUGAGCAACUGGGAACCGAAGGAUGAUGCUAUGUCAGAACACCAGAAACAUUUUCCUAAUUGCCCGUUUGUAGAAAAUCAGCUUCGAGACACUUCAAGAUAUGCUGUUUCUAAUCUGAGCAUGCAGACGCUUGCAGCCCGGGUUAAAACAUUCUGCAACUGGCCCUCUAGCGUUCUGGUUUAUCCUGAGCAGCUCGCAAGUGCAGGUUUUUAUUAUAUGGGCCACAGUGAUGAUGUCAAAUGCUUUUGCUGUGAUGGUGGACUAAGGUGUUGGGAAUCGGGAGAUGAUCCAUGGGUGGAACAUGCCAAGUGGUUUCCAAGGUGUGAGUACUUGAUAAGAAUUAAAGGACAGGAGUUCAUCAGUCUCAUUCAAGCCAGUUACCCUCACCUACUUGAACAGCUGCUAUCCACAUCAGACACUCCUGAAGGUGAAAAUGUAGAGUCACCCAUUACUCAUUUUAAACCUGGAGAAGACCAUUCGGAAGAUGCAGUCAUGAUGAAUACCCCUGUGGUUAAAGCCACUUUGGAAAUGGGCUUUAGUAGAAGCCUGGUAAGGCAGACAGUUCAGAGCAAAAUCCUAGCAACUGGAGAGAAUUAUGAAACCAUCAAUGACCUUGUAUUCGAUUUACUUAAUGCAGAAGAUGAAAUAAGAGAAGAGGAGAAAGAAAGAGCAACCGAGGAAAAGGAAUCAGAUGAUCUGUCAUUAAUCCGGAAGAACAGAAUGGCACUUUUCCAACGUCUGACUUGUGUGAUUCCAAUCCUGGAUAGUCUUCUAACCGCCAGAGUGAUUAACGAACGGGAACAUGAUGGUAUUAAACAGAAAACACAGACGUCUGUACAAGCAAGAGAACUGAUUGAUACUAUUUUAGUAAAAGGAAAUAUUGCAGCUACCAUAUUCAAAAACUCUUUAUAUAAAGUUGACCCCACAUUGUACCAGCAUUUAUAUGUACAACAGAACAUAAAGUAUCUUCCCAUGGAAGAUGUUUCAGAUCUACCAAUGGAAGAACAAUUGCGGAGACUACAGGAAGAAAGGACGUGUAAAGUGUGCAUGGAUAAACAAGUGUCCAUCGUGUUUAUUCCUUGUGGUCAUCUAGUAGUCUGCAAAGAGUGUGCCCCUUCUCUAAGAAAAUGUCCCAUCUGUAGGGGUACCAUCAAGGGUACAGUUCGCACAUUCCUUUCAUGAAGAAGACCCAAAACUUUGUCUACACUGUAUAAUUAAUUUUUCAAAUGCAUUAUAAUUUUAACUUUUAUACUUACUUGAUUUUCUUAACCUUUUUAUUUAUUUAAAACUCAGAAAAAUGUCUUUUAUAUAAAUAUAUUAAUGCAUCAUGUAUCUAAAACUUAGACAUAUUUUAGAUACCAAGAGAAUGAAUGAUAGGCUUUGUUCCUGUGAACAAAAAAUAGAGACAGCACCACGAAUGCAAUACUCAAUCAAAAUUUCAGCAUUAUUGAAAGUAUAAGGGAAGUAAAAUUUAAGAUGUUUGAGUUUAUCUUUUAGAAUUUUAAAUAUUUUGGUGUUGUAUUAAGAUCCAGAAACACAGUUCUCUUUUUUUGAUCCAUGUCCUAUACAAAGACAGUCUUUUAUUGUUGAAUGAAUUUACAGGGACAUGGUAUUUUUGUUAAGAAUUCUGUGAGGAAAAAUUUAAUAAAGCAACAAAAAAUUA